Molecule: messenger RNA, 702 nt
Organism: Plasmodium knowlesi strain H
Lineage: Eukaryota; Apicomplexa; Aconoidasida; Haemosporida; Plasmodiidae
Product: E3 SUMO-protein ligase NSE2, putative
Exons: 12
Coding region: 1-702 (233 amino acids)
Biological process (GO): protein sumoylation; double-strand break repair via homologous recombination
Cellular component (GO): Smc5-Smc6 complex; nucleus
Molecular function (GO): SUMO ligase activity; zinc ion binding
Source: RefSeq, a predicted model, not a curated record
AUGUUCGAGCAAGGGGAAUCCUCGAAGGAGGCGCAAAGCAAAAGCGGAGACCAAUUGACUGAGGAUGAUCUCAUCCCAAGCUUCCAGGAAAUCUGGGACAGCCUGAACAAAUAUGAUGAGGAGUACACCCCGUCGAGUGAAAUCCAGAAAUAUCACAGUUCUUUGCAGAAAAGCCUGUACAACAUUCUAUUUUCGAUUAAAUAUUUUCGGUCAGAGGAGUUAAAUAUUGAUGCGCAAUUUUUGAAGCUCGUGAACAGAUAUGUGAAGUUUAAAUUGCAAGGAAAUCAAACGGACGAAAAGGAUAUAUCCAGAUUAGCAAGGUUUCACUUAAAGAAUCAGAAAGACGAUGAUGAGGAGGACGAAUUGCUCGUGGAUGAAGAAGUUGGGGUUUUCCCCACCAAAUGUCCCAUAUCACAAAUGCCUUUUGAAAACCCAGUGACGCAACGGUUUAGCAAAAAUAGAAGGGCAUGUGUGCACACGUUUGAAAAAGCCUUCAUACUCCGAUUGAUGCAAAAUAAAGACACGAUCGAAUGCCCCAUAGCAGCUUGCAAAAAGAAGGUCUACAAAAAUAGCCUACACCCCGAUUACGAAUUUUUGCAUCAUGCAAGGUACAAAAAAUUCCGAGACAACAUUGCAGAGGCCAAGGAGUACUUCGUCAAUCUAAGGAACGACGAAAGCAAAGGUUUCGAUUUUGUUGAGUAA